AUGGGUAAGAGACAAUCAAAAUCAAGUCUAUCGGCAGUUCCAAAUGGUGCAGAAGAUCGUCCACCUGUCGAUCUCCAACGCAAGAGAAAUGUCCUUCUAAUCUGGUUAGACAAGAAUGUUGACGAGAACAACGACGAUUGUCAAAAUACAAUCACAAAACUGCGACGUACUAUGAAUGACACCAAUAUAUUUACAGAUGUUGAUCAAUGCUUUAAAUUCAUUCAAACUGUCGUCGAUACUAAGGUAUGCAUGAUAGUAUCCGGAUCACUUGGACAAAAUAUUAUGCCUCGUGUACACAAUAUGUCUCAAAUUGAUUCGAUUUUUAUUUUUUGUGACAAUCAAAAACUUCAUGAACAAUGGGUUAAAGAUUGGCCCAAAAUAAGAGGUAUCUUUACAGAUAUUACACUCAUCUGUGAAGCACUCAGGGAGGCUGCGCAUCAAUGUGAACAAAAUGCCAUUCCCAUGAGUUUCAUCGGAUCAAAUAAAAGGUUAGAUCAAUUAGAUCCUUCUUUUAUGUACACACAAAUCAUCAAAGAAACUAUAUUAACCAUUCAAUUCAAACAAAAGCCCAUGCAAUAUUAUUUUGAUUACUGUAACGAUAUUUUUGAAGGUAUUACAAAAGAAAUUGAAGAUAUUAAACAAUUAGAAGAUGAAUACCACAAUAAAACACCUAUUUGUUGGUACGCCUGUCAACUGUUCCUGUUUCCUAUGCUCAAUCGUGCAUUACGAGUGAUGGAUGCUGAUAUCAUCGCACGUAUGAGUUUCUUUAUUAGUGAUCUUCAUCGACAAAUUGAACAACUUCAUCAAAAACAAUAUGCUGGUACAACUGCUACAGACACUUUCACCGUUUAUCGUGGUCAAGGUUUAUCUAUGGAGGAUUUUGAACAAAUGAUGAAAAUCAAAGGUGGUCUUAUUUCAUUCAAUAGCUUCUUAUCUACUAAUAAAGAUCGCAACAUAUCACAUGAUUUUGUUCAACGUGCUAUAGCAAAUCCAGAUCAAGUGGGCGUCCUAUUUAUUAUGAAAAUUAAUCCUGCUCACUCAACUACAUCAUUUGCUUCCAUUGCUGGUAUUAGUGACUUCGAAGGAGAAGAGGAAGUCUUAUUUUCGAUGCAUAGCGUGUUUCGUAUCCAGAAUAUUGAACAGAUUGGUGAAAAUAAUCGUUUAUAUGAAGUCAACUUGGUACUGACUGCUGACUACGAUUCAGAGUUGAAUAGACUUAAUGAUUACAUUCGACAAGAGAGUUAUCCAAACAGUGUAGAAUGGUACAGAUUGGGUUUAGUAUUAAGUGAAAUGGGUCAAUUUGACAAAGCUGAAGAUAUUUAUCAAGAUUUACUUCGUCCAAUAAAAGAAGAUAAAGAUAAGACACCUUUAUAUUAUCAACUUGGUUUGAUCAAAUAUAAGCAAGAAAAAUACAAAGAAGCACUUACAUUCUAUGAAAAAUCAUUUGCUAUCUAUCAGAAAUAUCUCCCUCCCAAUCAUUCUGAUUUGUCUCAUUCUUAUCACAACAUUGGUUUAGUGCAUAGAAACAUGGGCAAUUAUUCAAAAGCACUUUCAUUACAUGAAAAAGCCCUUAAAAUUCGACAACAAUCACUUCCUUCCAAUCAUCCUGAUGUGGCUGCUUCCUGCAACAGCAUUGGUUCGGUGUAUGAGAGAAUGGGUAAUUACUCAAAAGCGCGUACAUUUUAUGAACAAGCUGUACAAAUUGCACAAAAAACAUUACCUUCAAAUCAUCCGGACCUUCAAAAAUGGAAAAAUAACCUCGAGCGUAUAAAGAAUAGAUAA
This is a messenger RNA of Adineta steineri, 1782 nucleotides long. Lineage: Eukaryota; Metazoa; Rotifera; Eurotatoria; Adinetida; Adinetidae. The record is from the annotation of a GenBank genome assembly.